AUGACCAGACCAUCAGCACCUCGUUUAACAGCUGAUUAUUAUACAUACUCAACAUACUCCGCGGUUGGAAACAUUUUCAAAAACUAGUCUUGAAGCAAAAUACUUUUUUAGAGAGAUGAUAACUACGGCGGGAUUGAGCCCAAACACGAGCCACAAGAGCAUAUGCAAAGUUUCGCCCCCGCUCGAAGAGAGCCAACCUCUUCGAAAAAUCAGUUCGACAAAAAUGGAAGUAAAGUCAGUAAACAUUAUUUUAAAAAACUGAAACAGUUUGAUGGUAGCAAUUUAACUGAACAUUUCACUUACAGGAUACAUCAUCAGUUCAUUUUACUGCUUGCAUCUACUCUGUUCUGGCACUUACCAUUAUUGCACUCGUCUGUUUCUUGUAUUAUUAUGGAAUCAAAAAUCGAGUACGAUAAGCUUACGAAAUUGUUUUAGUUGAGAAAAUUCCAGUUUGUAAUUUGUCUUGCGGGUAUUAUGGGAGGAGUUGUGCUCAGCAGCUUUUUGAUGCAUCUUGCUAUCAUUCGUCACCAACCAUUCCUGUGUAUUCCUUUUGUUGUGAUGAGGGUGAGUUUAUAGUUUAAAAACAAUAUAUUUUUCUUUAUAUAUUUCAUUACAGACUCUGGAAACCUUUAUCAGUGGAAUACUCGUCUUAGCUUUUGCAUACGCUACUAUCCGAAAUAAUAGCGAAAUUUUUAUAUUUUUCUUGCAAUGCACAAAGUUGAUGGUACGAUUAGUAUCGCCUCAAAUUAGACUAGAUCUUGUUGACGGUUCGUUCUACAACCUACAAAUGUUACAAUACUAUGUAUAAUUUUUAUAGCAACUCUUCAAUUCUGCAUCAUCGGUUUCUGCAUCUCUUUGACUCUUCUUUCCAUUUCCGUCUACGUCUGCCGUGUUGCAUUUUACUGCACGUUGUCUAUUGCUGAUGAAGUGAGGCACAGGCGGUCCUAUAAGAACAUGAACACCUUCCAAAAAAGAUUUGUCGGUGACGAACUUUACUGUUCCUAA
Messenger RNA from Caenorhabditis sp. 36 PRJEB53466, 1005 nucleotides. Lineage: Eukaryota; Metazoa; Nematoda; Chromadorea; Rhabditida; Rhabditidae. The record is from the annotation of a GenBank genome assembly.